AUGCGCGCCUGUGGAUGGAAGGAAGGCGCUAAGGUACUGGAAUUGACGGCGAACAAGGACGUGGUCAGAGCGCUAUUCGGAUUGCUCAUUGAAGAAGCCGACACCAACGCCUUCCUUCCAGAGAUCGUCGGCUGCUUGGAGCGACUGGCUAGUAUCCCACCAUUCUCCAGACAGUUCGACGCGUCCGACAUCGCCCCGUUGGUAGCCGAGUUUUUCGAAGACGUCUUCCCUCAAGAGAAUAGCCGAUUCCUCGAUGGUGCGACCCCCCACAAGAACUACUUAGCAGGAACCCGAAAAUAUCGCCCGUGGGAGGUUUUGCAGCUAGCCUUCGACCUCACCAGACACCUCUUCGAGCACACACCCGAGUUCACAACCGAAGCUCUGCACAGCGGGCUGCUCCCCGCCCUCCUCAAGCUCAUCCCAUUUCGCAAUCCCGCGCCCUCUAAUACGCUACGCCUCCUGAUUUCGAUUGUCCUGGUCCAAAACGUCUGCGAAGCCGUUGCCGCGUUCUUUCGGGACGGUGCUCCGACCAGGGAAUGGGCCUCCGAACAAGUCGGACCGGCGGAGUGGGCGUGCUGGGUUUCGGACGUCCUCAGCUUCUUGCGGCGCGCGGCCGCGUCCGCGCACGCGCCGGAGGCGGGGUGUCACUUGACGGCCCUGAUGGCACUCGUGCAGGUGAUUUCUCUCCUUGCGGAUGAAUUUGUCGGAAGGGAGAUCUUCACGCCCGCAGUUGUUACGAACAUAUGCGACGGUGUGAACGCGCUCUUCGAGGUGGACGUGGCAAACAUCGGGACGUUCAAAAAGAUCUGGCAAAGCACGGAGUUCCGCCUGAAGCAGAUCAGCUCUCUGACGGAAGCGAACCCCGCGGAAAAGCGCCUUAAAGAGCAGGAACUCGAAGAGAAGAGCCGCGCAGCCUUUCAAGAGGCCUUGGACCUGCUGAAGAAGUUGAAGGCGGGAGAGGGGGACGCGGAAACCCUCGAGACUCUCAUCGUAAAGAGUCUGUAUGCUUUGGUCGCUUCGGAGCUGGCCUUUGCCCAGGUCGACAAGUACGAGCGCCUCAUUGCAGAGGGAGCCCCGGACGUCGUGAUGCGCGCGCUGGAGAACGAGACGGCCGCGUUGCCGCGCGGCGCGCGCUGCCAGCUGUCACUCGAAGCUAAAGAGGCGCUGACCGUCCUCAUGGUCUUUAUCGGCUGCGGCGGGCCCGCGCAACUGCGCGGCCGCGUCGCCCAGUAUAACAUGUUCUACGCGGAGGGUUUGGAAGACAUGGGCCCGCGGCUGUUGGCGUGGGCGGCGCGCGACUACGGGGCGCUCGAUCGGCAUGACCGGCAGGACCUGAUGCAGUGCCUGUUUGCGGCGUUCGAAACGGUCCCCGGGCGGAAGUAUCGGCACCGGUACGCACUGGUGGAGCUGGCGGUCCGGACCAUCGAAGAGGACGAAGUGAAGGGGGGGAGUAACACCGGGAUGGCUUGGAAGGGCCUGGCGUCGCUCGCGCUCUUCCUCCCCGAGUACUCCCCCGCUCUCGUUGCAAGACUAGAGGCGUUCGAAUUGCUGCCAGAGGAGGAGCGGCUGGAAGGGGACGCGUAUGAGGCGCUCGUUGCAGCGAUGGCGGACGAGAUCGACCGCGGCGCUGCCGCGCUCGUGGCCUCGGGGACUGUGAUGCGCGUCGCGCGGCUGGCCGCUCGCGCGAUCGAAGGCGGGGACGUCGCGCUGGGUGUGGCGCUCGGCGAGGGCCGCACCCGCAGCAACCCCUUCUGCCCGGCGAUCGUCCUGCAGACGCUGUCUGCGGCGCCCGAAGUCGUUUCCGACGUCCUGAUCCCCGUGGCCGCGGGUUUGGUGGCCUGCCUCGGCGGCGUUUACGCCCACUUCUCGAGCGUGUUCCGCGGGGGCGAGUUCCGGCUGUGCUACGUCCACCCGGAAGAUGACCGGAAGCCGAUCGAGGGGGUGCCCAUCUCGGAGCUCAUCGUCGCCACGACGCUGGACGAAGACGAGCGCGACACGUGGCACGAGACGACGGAGGCUCUUCCAAACCUGCUGGAUAUCUUCGGGCGCGCGCUCCACCGCGCGGCCGGCGACGCCGCGCUCAAGGAGCGCUUCGUGUCCGAAGUCGUCUCCGCGGAUGGCAUCGGCUUCUCCGCGGCCGUCCUGCGGACGCGCGCCGCGGCCUCAAGCUACCUCGCGGACUGCUACCCGCCAACCCUGCACGGUGUGGCCACGUGGCUGCCGAUCCUGCAGGAGACCGCGAAGCGAGUCUGGGCGAUGCUGGCCGAGAGAUUCGGGCUCGAAGAGUGCGCUUAUCCGGACUGCGCCAAAGAUGUCGUUGAGGUUUCAAAAGGGACAUUCAACAAGCCUCUCAUUGGAGACUGGGACACAAAGGAGAGUGCAAGCGCCAUUAAAAAUCGUCCAAAGCUUGAGCGUAUGGUUCUUGAGGUUUUCAAAGCAUCCCUUGAGCUCGGAACCGCUUCGGAGGCAGAUUCGGGAACUGAUCACCUCGUAAAAGAGUUCACGCAGGAGGUGAUUUUAGCACCUUGA
Messenger RNA from Klebsormidium nitens, 2529 nucleotides. Lineage: Eukaryota; Viridiplantae; Streptophyta; Klebsormidiophyceae; Klebsormidiales; Klebsormidiaceae. The record is from the annotation of a GenBank genome assembly.